This is a messenger RNA of Saprolegnia diclina VS20, 1992 nucleotides long. RefSeq lists its product as hypothetical. Bases 18 to 1943 code for a protein of 641 amino acids. NCBI's taxonomy places the organism in Eukaryota, Oomycota, Saprolegniomycetes, Saprolegniales, Saprolegniaceae. The transcript has 2 exons. The record is from RefSeq and is a predicted model, not a curated record.
AUCACAAUCGGCGGAAGAUGGGGCAGUCGCUGGCCAAGGCCGUCGACGAGAAGGGCAAGCGGGUCAAGAACCCGGCGUGGAGCGGAUGGCUACACAUCUACAAGAACGGGCUGCUCAAGCGCGGCUACAAGCGCCGCUUCGGUCGCCUCGACCGCGACCGCCUCUACUACUUCAAGGACGAGCGCCCCAAGCACACGUCCAAAGGCUGUAUCCACCUGCACGACGUCGUGGGCAUUGCCUCGCUGCCAUCGUACUCGGCGGGCGACGGCGCGACGCUGCAGCUGCCCGUCGCGCUCGUGACCCCGGCGCUCGUCUACAUGCUCGUCUUUGAAGCGGAUGAUGCGAAAGCGUCGUUCGAGCGCGCGCUAGGCGCCACCAUCCCGCGGUCCAUGAUCGUGGCCGAGGACUGGUCCAUCGUGCAGCUGGAGCACGGGCAGAGCAAGGAGUCGCACUAUCAGCGGUACUACAUCCUGUUUUUGACGUCCGGCGACCUCCUCUUCUUCACGGACGGUGACUGCCGCUUCCUCGAAGCCCGCGUGCGCAUGCUGGACCUCGAGAACGUCCUCGUCGGGUACGACUCGGCGGCCGGGAACGGCGUUUUGCUCUCGCCGCGCAGCCAAGCCCGGGCGGCGGCCACGCUCGCGAGUCCGUCGAUCCAGCUGGUUGUGCACGCCAAGGUCAUUAGCCUCGAGUUUGACGCCAAGACGCAGUAUGAGCUCUGGAGGGAGCUCCUCGUGGACGCCGCGGCCGGCGACUACUACGGCCGCGCGUUCCUCCAGCGACGGCUCCAGGACGAGCAGCGAAAAAAGUACCAGCGCCAAGCCAAACUCGACGACAUGCUCAAGAAGACCAAGAAGAAGAUCGCCAAACAUCGCAAGCAGCACCGCACGUCGCUCAAAGACCCCCGCGUCUCGCACAGCGACGUGACGUACGAAGGUGACGACCUCUCGGAGGUCUCGACCUUGUCCCACGCGUCGUACGAGUCGGCGCUCUCGUCGACGCGGUCGAAAGCCUCCAAGUCGGCAGCGUUUCCAGACACAGAGCUGGUUCCAGCCGACCAGCCACUUAAGAAAUCGAAAAAGGCAGCAAAACCCACCUUGGACGCUCCCGAGGCCAAGCCAAAGAAGGCCAAGAAGCGGCGGGACGAGGCAUUGGGCGACGAGACCAAAGCACAGCUGCCACCUGCUGUCGACGACAGCACCCGUCCCCUCAAGCCCCGGAAAAAGCCCAAAAAGCCCAAGGGCGUGGUGCUCGACGAAGGGCCAAGUGGUGCGAUCACAAUCGCGCCCGUAUCCGAGCCGACGCCAGCCGCAGUUGUACUGCCCCCAGCCCCGACGACGGCCGCGCUCGCAGUGCCAGCCACCGCCCCAUCACGCGCGUUGGUGCGUACAAAGAACCGCGUCCGUGAGGACAUUUUUGCGAGUCCGCUCACGAGUCCGACGUUCAAUGAGAAGAAGCAAGCGCUACUGCGCCGCCUCCAGCCCGACUACUCGCCGCUCUCGCCCAAGGUCAAAGUCGAGGCGACGCAGUUUGUGCCCGAGCCGGUGUCGGCGCCCCGCACGCGCCGUCGGCAGCGAUCUGUGACGUCGUCGUCGUCGAUCAAGCUCGACCGGCAACUGGCCUCGCGCCACGAGCUGCUCCAAAGCGACUUUGAGAAGCUCUGCGCGCGCAUGCAGGCGUCUGCGACCGGCCGGUCGACGAAGCAGGCGCGCCGCCUCGAGCGACAGAUCCAGGCAUGCGCCCAGGCCAUCGAUACCCUUGGCGGCCUCGUGCUCUUCCCCCCCACCGACGCAGCUUUGCUCCCGCCGAUUCUGCCGAUGCUCGCGUCCUUGGAGCUCAGUGACCUCCCGAAAGGAACUGUCGACGUCCAAGGCAACUGGUUUACAACCGAGCCGAAAGGCGGCGUUCGCGUCCGGCGCUGGCAGUGGCGCCACGCGACCUGAGCGUCUAUGUGGCCUAUUUAAUGCAUGUACAUACGUUGUGGCAUGAGCA